GAUUCUAUUGACUACACAAAGCUCCCGCGCUAUCAAAAUUCAGUAAAAAUGACGCAACUGGAAGUAGAACCAGUUAUUUUGAAACAUUACACGAUUGAGAGACGCAUAGGAAAAGGGGCUUAUGGGAUAGUUUGGAAGGCGGUGAAUAAGAAAACACAUAAAAAAUUGGCACUCAAAAAGAUAUUUGAUGCUUUCAGGAAUCAAACAGAUGCUCAGAGGACGUUUCGAGAAAUAUCAUUCUUACAGCAAUUUUCUAAUCACCCAAAUAUCAUUCGUCUUUUAAAUGUUAUAAAAGCAGAAAACGACAAAGACAUUUAUUUAGUUUUUGAAUACAUGGAGACUGACUUAAAUAAUUGCAUCAAAAAAGGAAAUAUUUUGAGAGAUGUACAUAAAAAGUUCAUUUUCUACCAGUUGUUGCGAGCAGUUAAGUAUAUUCAUUCCGGGAAUGUCAUACAUCGUGAUUUAAAACCAUCUAAUGUUCUGUUAAACUCGGACUGUUUGGUGAAACUAUGUGAUUUUGGCUUAACACGUUCAUUGACAAAUACUCUAGAAAAUCGUACAACAUCUAUGGAAUCAUUUAUAGAUGGAGAUGAUGAUUAUGAAAAUCCUGUAUUAACCGAAUAUGUAGCUACGAGGUGGUAUCGGGCACCAGAAAUUCUACUAGCUUCAAAUCGUUAUACAAAAUAUGUAGAUAUAUGGAGCUUAGGGUGCAUAUUAGGUGAAAUGUUACUUGGUAAAGCAUUAUUUCCCGGUACAUCAACAAUCAAUCAAAUUGAGAGAAUCAUAUCGGUUAUGGAAAGACCGACAAUACAAGACAUUGAAUGCCUUCAUUCAGACUACGGUAGAUCAGUGUUGGAUAAAGCUUUUCAGAAACCAUAUCGUCCCUUACGUACGUUAUUUUCAAAUAAUAUAGACGAACAAGCUUUGAAUUUACUUGAAAAUAUGAUUCGAUUGAAUCCAGAGAAACGCUUCACUGUUGAACAAGCAUUAAAUCAUAGUUACGUGGAAGACUUUCGUGAUCCUUCAUCUGAAAUCGUAUUAAAACAUCCAGUUACCCCUAUUCUAAGAGAUGACAAACAAUUAAGCGUAUCGGAUUAUCGUCAAAAAUUAUAUGAGAUUAUAGUGGAAAAGAAAGCUCAACAUAAAAUGCGAAAAUUGCUACGCUCAGUUGAACUGAAUGAAAACAAAACAACUGGAAAUUCAUUGGUUUCUAAAAAAGAAUUGAAUUAUGAAAAUACUUCUAGAAACAAAUCCCAAACUGAUCUGAUUAACCAAAAUAUCAAUAGAGUUGACCGUCACGAUCCAAAACUAAGUAAUACAUUGGGAAACCAACAAUCCAAACCAACUGAAACAGCGAAUCAAUAUCAAUGCCACUCUGAUUCUAAUGAGACGAAAUCCUCGUCAGAUUCAUAUAAUUCGCAAAAUCAAAGUAGCACAAAUAUUAAUCACAAUAUAUCAAUCUCAUCACCGGUGAAUCAUACAAAAAAUUUACACAGCAAUAGUGCAUUUGAAAAUGAACAUAUUUCUCAAUCCAAUGUAUCUAAUCAGCCGAAAUCCACAUCUGUUUCUACAAUUAAAGCAAGCGCGAACUCCAAUCUAGCGAACAAUAAGAUUAUCAAUAACAUAUCUGACGAAUUACAUAAACGAGUAACGUUACCUACCUCAUCUGUCAGUUCACAAAAAUAUAAACAUGAGUUUGCUCUAAACUCAGAGAACCUAAAUAACACCCAGACCAUGAAAAUCAGUAUGAGUAAAGAAGCAAAUAACCCAGUUAUCCUUCGGGGAAACAAGAAUACAAGUUUCGGAAGAAAUUCUCAACACACACCCUCAGAUUGUUGGUUCAGUAAAAUGAUACUAAAUACUAUCAUCAUUUCUCGUUUCAUUAUAUCAAGAAUACUACACCUAACGUGAAGCUUAUGUGUACACAUUAAUCGAAGGAGCAGGAAAAUUCACUUGAUUACUAAUAUGUCCUAUAUAAAUUAAAACACAAAAAGUCAACCGUCUGAUAUAAACCAUCUUUGACGUUAUUCAGAAUCACUCAUUACAAAUAUAUUAGUGCAUAUAUUAUCUAAUUAAUUCCUUUCUGCAUAUUUCGCCGAGAAAUAUUCUAUUCUUAUACAAUCAAUAGUUGUGUUUCAAAUGCAUCCUAUCCUGAUUUGAUGUAUCUUUCAAGAUGGUUACAGACACAUGUACUAUUGUCUGUUGUUUAUCUCACCAUUAAAUGUUUUAUAAAUAAUCCCCUAUACGCUACCCCUCCCACACUCUUGAUUAACUUCUACGUUGAAGAGAGAGAGUGAAAUUAAAAGAAUUGACAGCUUUUAAAUAUGCAUACACAUGAAAAUAAGGUUCUGCAGGAGCGAUAAACAUUAUAAUUUAAUGAUUUAUCAUAACUAUCGACAAAACAAGCAUAAUCUGUAAACAGUCAUUCAAAGUCUGUGGAUUAAUUUUUUUUUUUAAAACAAACAAGUUUUACACAUGAAUAUAUGAUAUUUGAAGAACAGAAUCCCUGCUGUGUUCUGCCUCAUGAAGUAUGAAAAUAUGGAAUUAUGCUGACGAUAAUGAUUUCUAAGCUUUUCCGAUUGAAAUGUACUCGUACAUCCAUACUCACUAACUAGUUUUGGUUUAUCCAGAUGUUAUGUUUUAUAAAUCAGAAGCAAAGGAAAUGGUUAUUACAUAUUAUGUAAUGUUACACAAUAUAUAUUGAGAACUUACUGUAGUGUUUGUAUGCAUGAAUGUUAGGUUGGUCUUCUUCUUAUUUUUUAAUAUACACUAACGGGAUUUAUAAUCCAGUUGCUAAAUUAAGUAAUACUUGCGUCAUUUGUAUUCUCUUACAUAUUUACACGCAGGUUGUACACGUGUACACACGGUACAUAUGUCAAUAAAUAAUUGUUCUUAUAUAUUUCAGGAUAAGUAUAUGUGGAACAUAAUCCCAAAAAAUAUUUUGUUUUUUUAAGAAAAAUUAAAUCCAAGAUUGUUUUUCAUUAUAAAUUUAAAUAAGUCAAUCAACUGUCAGUAAUCAUAAAACUCUGAAUAUA
Messenger RNA from Schistosoma rodhaini, 3035 nucleotides. The record is from the annotation of a GenBank genome assembly. NCBI's taxonomy places the organism in Eukaryota, Metazoa, Platyhelminthes, Trematoda, Strigeidida, Schistosomatidae.